[Torrubiella] hemipterigena is the source of this 2815-nucleotide messenger RNA. The record is from the annotation of a GenBank genome assembly. Lineage: Eukaryota; Fungi; Ascomycota; Sordariomycetes; Hypocreales; Clavicipitaceae.
AUCGGAUAAUCUCAUUAUGCACCGGAUAGCCUCGCCUGUUCAAAUGGUGGCAAGACCUCUUCGCAAUGUCUGCAUGCAUUGCAUACAUGGGGGACGCCAUCCCCCUGCAAGCGGAAGGUAUCAUCGCAAUUACUCUCUCCCCCAGCAACCCCUCAUUAUACCCGACGGGUCCAGUAUUUAGAGCUAAACCACUAUUCCCCGACCUCCAUUGGGGUACGGACGAACCUCCACCUAUAAUUAACUCUCCUUCCCCGCGGGGCGACCGAGUUCCAUUGUAACCCCCCCUGCACACUUUGCUUUUCCAUUUCCCUUUUCUUACAAUGUUGACAAAGACUACGCUUUUAGCGUUGAUCAGCUGUGCCGCAGCCGCCGCUUCAGCUUCAGCUCCUAGUGCGCAGACGGCCCUCACUGGUAAUGACUCCAAGAAGGACGGUGUACCUCAGGUCUGGCCACCGCCCCAACAGAUCUCGCGCAAUGGUUGCGGCAUCAAGCUCGACGGCGAUGUCACCAUUGUGACGGGCAGCGCCAAUGACACUGCUACGGUUGAAGUGAUCAAGAGCAUUGUUCAGGCCGCCGGUGGGCGCGCCACCGUCGCCGCAAAGUCCACUGGCGCCGGCGUCCAGAUCUUGCUGGGCACCGAUGCCGAGAACGCAGACGCCGCCGCCGCCGCAAAGGCGCUGGGUGGUGGCUCGGCCGCCAACCUAAAGGCAGAAGGCUAUGUGCUCGCCACGGGCAAGUACUCUGGCCAGCAGAGCGUCGUGCUCAACGGCGUCGAUGUCCGCGGCACCUUUUACGCUGCGCAGACUCUUCGCCAGCUGAGUGACGGCAAAAAGGGCGUCCCCGGCGUCCAAGUGCGCGACUGGCCCCUCAUGCCCAUUCGCGGCUCCAUCGAGGGGUUUUACGGUAUCCCUUGGUCCCACCAGGCCCGUCUUGACCAGUACGUGCUCUACGGCAAACAUAAGCUUAAUACCUACGUCUACACCCCAAAGGGCGACAACCUACUCCGCGCUACUUGGCGCCAGCUCUACAGCGGGGACGACCUCAAACAGCUCCAGGAGCUCGUUGACACGGCCAAUGCCAACCACGUGGACUUUACCUUUGCGCUUUCGCCCGGCUUAGACCUGUGCUACUCGUCCGAUGCCGAUUUUAAUGCUACUGUCAAGAAGUUUGACCAAGUUCGUGGGCUUGGCGUCCGCAGCUUCUACAUUGCCCUGGACGAUAUCCCUCUGCAGUUCCACUGCGAUGCCGACAAGAAGCGCUGGCCCAACAAGGGCGAUUACCACUGGCUCGCCGAUUCCCAGGCCUACUAUCUCAACCGUAUCCAGAAGGAGUAUGUUGAGAAGUACGGCUUGAUUGACCUCGAGACGGUGCCCACAAACUAUGCCGGCAGUGCUCCCGACCCUUACAAGGGCGAGUUUGGCAAGCAGCUCAACAAGAAGAUUCGCGUCCAGUGGACAGGUGAGGGCGUCUUUUCCGAUGCCGUCACUUCUGAGAGUGUUGUCCGCGCCGACUCUACCUAUGUCACUGACAAGCUCUUCAUCUGGGACAACUUCCCCGUCAACGACAACAAGCCCUUCCGUCUGUUCCUCAACCCUCUUACCAAGCGUGCCCUGGAUCUGUACAAGCACUUGAUUGGCUUCACCGCCAACCCCAUGGUCCAGUCGUAUGCCUCUAUGCCUUCUCUGAUCAACUAUGCCGAUUACACCUGGAACGGCCCUGCCUAUAAUCCCGAUGCCUCCAUGGCCGCUGGUCUGCAGGAGCUUGCUGGCCCAGAUGACAAGGCGCACACUGCCUUACUCGCCUUUUCCGAUAUCAACCAGAACUGGCCCUACCGCAACGACACUGUCAACGCACCAGAGCUUAGCAAGGCCAUUGAUGCCUUUUGGGAGGCGCGCAAGUCAGGCGACAAGAAUGGCCGCCAAGCGCUUGUGGAGCGCCUCGCUCUCAUCAACACGCUGCCCGAUGUCCUGCCUACUAUGGCGAUGAAGGCCUUUGGCGCCGAAGUGGCACCAUGGUCCACACUCGCCAUGCAGUGGGCCACCGCAUCGCAGCAUGCCAUUGCCAUGAUCGACGCCGUGGAUGCUGGCGACAAAGCCAAGGCGGACCAAGAACACAACCACGUGCUCGAAUGGGUGGAAAAGACCAAGGCCAAGACGGUUUCUAGCCUGAGCGAGGACGGCACCAAGAUCGUUCCCAACUCUAUUACUCCUACUACGGGAGAUGCCGUCUUUGAUAAAUUUGUCGCCGAUGGCAAUGCCAUUUACAAGGCUGCUUAAGUGAUCUGCUCAGGAACCAUGCUCCGUACCCCCUUUUGUAUUAUAUCCAGAGUAAAGCUGAGCAUUUGAGUCAGUACGGUGUAUUGUAGAACGGGACAUUUACUGUAUCACGGCAAACAGAAAGAAAAAUAAGAAUUCUGGCCACUAGUCAUGUGAAUACAUACCUGCAAAUAUACUUUCAUCCGAAAUCGCAGUGCUAUAUUCUUUGUGGCUUCGGCGACUAAUGCAAGGUUUGCCUGAUACAGCAGCCCUACACUCUUGGAAAAAGAAAAAGAAAAAAAAACAGGAGCACGUCCCCUCUGUAAUCUGACUCUACCCCAUUGGCUCCUUGCACCGCAAUUAGGCAAUUCCGUCAUGUGUCGGUGAAUGGAUCCCGUAUAGUGUGAUCCGCUAAUCUUGUGGGGUAUGUCGAUUACCCGCUUGCUGUCGGCCUACUUUGGGCAAUGAUGCUAGUGACUAAGAUGCUACAAUGGCUAAAUGGUAGCGGGCUUGCAGAUGAACGCACGGUGGUCGCCCACUGUGGCUGGGAAUAUGUUGCC